AUCUUCGAGCGAAUUGCCGGCGAAUCUUCCCGCCUCGCUCAGUACAUUAAUAACUAUUAUCGAUUUUUUUUCCUUCUUCUUCAUUUACAUUUAAAAGAUAUGAAUCUCCUGAAUUAGUUUUCAUGUCAUACACUAGAUUGGUGUUAUCUCCAUUAUUAUAUUUAUUCUCUGAAGGCGAAUUCCUUGCAAUCAAGCAUUGAACACCCACCGCAUAUAGGUUUGAAAGCUCAUUAAUAAAAUGAGGACACUGGUACACUAGUGAAAUCUUACAAAGAUUCAGCAUUUACGUGACGCCAUCCACUGAGUGAGGAGGCUUGUCCGAGAGCGUAUAGCACUAGUAACAACUGUAUUUAUCUUCUUUACAUUUGAGUUCUCUUACUUUGUAUUCGUGUCAUUGAUCCCAAGAAACAAGAAGUGAAUUACCAAAGUGGGCUCUCUAAUAUCAGAAGUGUAAGUGGUAUUUCAGCUUUGUGCUCAAGCUAUUGAGAUAUAUUGUCUGUUUGCAUUGUUUCGUUCGAUCAGAGAGUUCAGAUGUAUGAAUUGUGAUCUUGGAGCAUACGAUCCGGCUUGAAUGGUGGAUAACAAGUAUCGUUAAAUCAAGAUAAUCAGAGGUUGAUAGCAAGCACUACGAAAUCAAUCAGAGCAAAAGUUGAAUUGUCUUGAUAGGAGAUUGAAGGAGACACGGAAACUAUCUGUGAAGAGCUCGUUUUACUCUGCCAAUCUUUAGAUGGACAUGCACAUCUUAAAUAUUCUAAUUGGAUUUUAGUAUAACUUCUUCAUGUCAUCGAUAAUAUUGAUCGCCAUUUCCCCUAGCAUGACUCCUGCUGUUCUGCUGCCUCUGGGCUUACGCACGCAUUGAUCGCUUAGGCAAAUAUUUGGCAUGUACAGCAAAACGACAAAAAUGUAAUUCAUCAUACUUGGAUCGAUAUAGGAAUGCGAUUUCGGAAAUUAAAAAUAUUCCAGUCGACCGCGAGAUGAAGCGCGUUCUCCACACAAAUCCGGAAGAAAAUCAGUUAGUAAACAAGAAUAUAACUUAGCAUUAGGAUUCAGAUUGGAUUUGAAUUACGAUCUUCAUCAGACAUAUCUGUGUAUUUCAUUUCUGGAUGAUCCCAUUGUGCCGUCUCGUGUACAUUAAUAGUGAUACUCUUUCCUACUAGUUGCUGAUUAAAUGAAAGGUUAAGUGCAGUUUGUCAUGCAAAUACAUUUGAUGGAAUAUUCACAACGGUGUAAAUGAUUCUAACUAUCCUGAUAUGAUCUUCAUCUUCUACGACAGGGAAAGUACACCGAUCUAAACCUGAACAUCUAACAAUUAAAAUAAUAUAUCUACCUCACGGACUCUCCUUAUUGUUGUUACAUUACAGGCUUGGAGUGAAUCCACACAUUGUGAAUAUUGGACAUGUGAUAAAGAUGGCCUUGGAUGAUGCAUGUUAUUCGAUGGAGAACUAUCCUCCCGGAGUGGUUAUUCUACCAACAUUGUUCAAUGAAGAUCUACAUGUAUGUUAUCCUUUAACUGACUCUAUUCGGAUAAGUCUUUCUAUGGUGAUUGGUGUGACAGCUAAUGUAGGAGCUCUAAUCUUGAUAUGGUUUAGCAGGAAACAAGAGCAUGUUCCUACUAGUUAUAACAUACCCAACGUUCUAGUAUUGGUACUCUGUGCUACAGACCUGACUAGACUCUUGUUUGGUGAAAGUGUUUGGAUAGUAACUAUUCUAUAUGGCUCUUGGAUAGGAGGCUCUGGAAGUCUUCUCUAUUCUGACUUUGUCAGUACGAUGUGUCUUCGGCUCUCAGGGUUCGUUGUCAUCUUCAUGGGUGUUGAACGUUACCUCAGUCUUCUUAAACCUUUCUUCUAUGAUAAUAGCGUAACUUUACAACGUAUAUUCAUCGCCAUCUUUGUCCUAAUCAUCUACUCCUUUGCUAUGGCUUCUUUUCAAGUGACUGGUCAAGUCUACGCCAUACCACAUACAUGCAACUUAUCUACAACUUCCUAUUGCUUUACAUAUAGAAACACUACAGUGCAUUGGACCUCAGUGAUUUAUACAGCUUACGAUAUUCUUACAGUAGUUGAGAGUCUUGCUAACAUUGUUAUUCUGGUGUUUUGUAACGUGUUUGUGAUACGCUGUAUGAGACGGAUGCGACAAAGGAUUGAUAUGGUGUGCCCUAGGAAUAGGGAUGAAUACAUCAAACAAGUAGAUAUGAUACGCGGAGUAUCUGCGGAAUUCUCCCGUCUUAUGGUUGGCAUCACACUUGUCUUUGUCAUCACAGUCAUUCCAUACGAGAUCUGUGUCCUGUGCAAUCACUUCGAAGUAGGGUUCUCGCCGACCUUUGACUACAUAUCAGCUGUUUUAUACAUGAGCACUACGACCAUCAACCCACUCAUGUAUGGUCUCUUCAGAAGAAAAUAUCGGAGAAAAGUCUGGCGCAAGGUCGUGAAGUUAUUAUCUGCUUGUCGGCAAGGAAACCGAGUGCACCCUCAUGUGGACAUAGAAGGAAAGGAAGAGAUUCCAGCCGUACAGGGAGAUGGAACUGGUAGAUCAUCAGAUACUUAAAGAUAACUCCAUCUUGUAGGAAAGGAUGAGAUUCCAGCCGUAGGGAGAGAUGGUACUGGUAGAUCAUCAGAAUACUGGACAAUAACCAGCGGUAGCGGGAGAUGGGACUGGUAGAUCAUCAGAUACUGGACAAUAACCAGCGGUAGCGGGAGAUGGGACUUGUAGAUCAUCAGAUACUGGACAAUAACCAGCGGUAGCGGGAGAUGGGACUGGUAGAUCAUCAGAUACUGGACAAUAACCAGCGGUAGCGGGAGAUGGGACUGGUAGAUCAUCAGAUACUGGACAAUAACCAGCGGUAGCGGGAGAUGGGACUGGUAGAUCAUCAGAUUCUUGGCAAUGACUCCAUCUUGCUCAUGAUAGUGAUUGAAUACUGUUAUGUCUCCCGUCAUGCGAUUCAACCAAAUACAAAGAAUUCAUGUUAUAAAUCUACAACUCCUCGCGUUUCUCAUGUCCUUUCAGAGCCGAUUAACGUGGACGUAAAAGAGAGGAAUUUGUAAAGUCAUGAAGUAAUUCGGUAAAUGUAUGAAACAUAUUUUACUUCAGGUGGUUAAUUCCCUAUAAAGUCAUCGUAUAUGUUACUUUUAGUUUGUCUAACCACUUGAUCCGAACCA
Strongylocentrotus purpuratus (purple sea urchin) is the source of this 3155-nucleotide messenger RNA. Its product is annotated as trace amine-associated receptor 13c-like. Gene Ontology annotation, cellular component: plasma membrane. The record is from RefSeq and is a predicted model, not a curated record. The transcript is spliced from 2 exons. Bases 1408 to 2544 code for a protein of 378 amino acids. Gene Ontology annotation, biological process: adenylate cyclase-activating G protein-coupled receptor signaling pathway; inflammatory response; positive regulation of cytosolic calcium ion concentration. Gene Ontology annotation, molecular function: G protein-coupled receptor activity. NCBI's taxonomy places the organism in Eukaryota, Metazoa, Echinodermata, Echinoidea, Camarodonta, Strongylocentrotidae.